Caenorhabditis remanei is the source of this 216-nucleotide messenger RNA. RefSeq lists its product as uncharacterized. Lineage: Eukaryota; Metazoa; Nematoda; Chromadorea; Rhabditida; Rhabditidae. The record is from RefSeq and is a predicted model, not a curated record. The transcript is spliced from 2 exons. Bases 1 to 216 code for a protein of 71 amino acids.
AUGAGUCUACUGGUGGAAUUCGACGAGUUCAAAGGGUUGUCGCAUGACCAAUUCAUGGAAGAACUCGACAAAAUCCUUCUAAUUUCAAUUAAUAAAUUGCGUGAUAACAUGGAUCUUCGUCGUCGUGUCAUGCUUUUUCCGACAUUCGAAAAAGUGAUUCAAUAUCGGAAAGUGGAAUUAUUGACACAGGAAGAGCAGGCCGACGAGACAUACUGA